Molecule: messenger RNA, 542 nt
Organism: Exaiptasia diaphana
Lineage: Eukaryota; Metazoa; Cnidaria; Anthozoa; Actiniaria; Aiptasiidae
Product: creatine kinase B-type
Biological process (GO): phosphocreatine biosynthetic process
Molecular function (GO): creatine kinase activity
Source: RefSeq, a predicted model, not a curated record
GAAGUGUUUGACAGAUUCUGCAGAGGAAUUAACCAAGUUGAAGGGUUGAUGAAGAAUAAAGGCCAACAAUACAUGUGGAACGAACACCUUGGAUACAUCUUGACGUGCCCUAGCAACCUUGGCACAGGACUUAGAGCAGGCGUCCACAUCAAACUGCCUUUGCUAGGAAAGCACCCUGCCUUCCCGAAGGUUCUUAACAGACUUCGUCUUCAAAAACGUGGAACAGGUGGAGUCGAUACCGCUGCCGAGGGAGGAAUAUUUGAUAUUUCUAACAGCGAUAGACUGGGAUUUUCCGAGGUGCAACUGGUCCAGAAAGUAAUUGACGGCGUCAACCUUUUGAUUCAAAUGGAGAUAAGACUGGAACGAGGCCGUGCUAUUGAUGACCUGGUUCCUACCAAAUGAUUGGUUCUUAUGUGAUAUACGUAGUGCAACCGUUAUUCUGUAAACCUCCAAUGGGAAGACUGGAAAUAUUUUAUUUGAAUUCCUGUUUGAAUCAAUUAAACUGUUCCAUGUAACACAAAUGGCGUGUUGUAUAACCUUUU